Messenger RNA from Lindgomyces ingoldianus, 1078 nucleotides. RefSeq lists its product as uncharacterized. Gene Ontology annotation, biological process: mitotic cell cycle; attachment of spindle microtubules to kinetochore. The coding region runs from base 331 to 759 and encodes 142 amino acids. The record is from RefSeq and is a predicted model, not a curated record. The transcript is spliced from 3 exons. Gene Ontology annotation, cellular component: mitotic spindle midzone; DASH complex; mitotic spindle. Lineage: Eukaryota; Fungi; Ascomycota; Dothideomycetes; Pleosporales; Lindgomycetaceae.
GUCUCUGCCGACGGCCCAGGCGCAACAGGCGGCUCGUUCAGGCGCGCCAUAGGCGCAGCGUAGGUAUGCAAAGGUAAAUAUAGUGUGUCGAAGAACGCUUGUUCGUGGUGUGGAGAAUUGGGUCAUUUGUGGUUCGUCGCUGCCGCUAUUCGCUCUGUUGCGCUUGGGAAAGUUGUGUUGCCGUGUAAACAAAUACCCCGAGUCUGUGCAUCGCGCUAGGAGCCCGAACAUGUGACUUGGUGGGUCCCGAGGUCGCGUAGUGCGCCAUCGCUGCCAUCGUCAACAGCAUCUCGUCGCAAAAUAAGUUUUCUAGUUCUACGUCUAUCCGACAUGUCCUACUCCGGUCGUCCGCUCCCGGCCCAUCUGCGCAACCCUUCGUCUUCCCUCGGCGGCUCGCAACCCUCCGGCCAGUCCCCAGUCCUCGUCGCCCGCAUUGCUGAGAAGAAAGCCGAGCUCGCGAGCCUUAAAGAACUGCAAGCUCUCAGCGCAGGACUCGCAGACCAGAUGCAAAUGCUGGCUGACAAGUUGAGUACACUGUCUGACGGAACAGAAGCGGUUGCAGCAGUUCUGUCGAAUUGGCACAAUGUGCUUCGCGCCAUCAAUAUGGCGUCCGCUAAAUUGCCCAAGCCGAAAGAAGAAGAAGAUGCAGAGAAGAAACCUGAGAACGAACCGCCGCUUCCCCAAACUCUUGUCCGUAUUCCCACCCAGCAUGUCCCCGCGUUGAUACCCCAAUCGACAUCGGGAAGCGUGGCAGAGUGAGGGGUGCAUUGCAGCUCUGAAAACACGCGAAUGAAGUAUUCCUUUUCGGGGAAGCCUGGAGCGAUAAGACUACGAAAGGCAUUGGUUCAAUGUACCUCUGGUCCGAUUCGAGCACGCGAUGGCCGUGCUCAUGCAGACCUGCAUCGGGAACGGUCCAGAUGCCGCGGUGAUAUGCGUUUGCGCCAAAUUAUCCCCAGCGAUAGGAUUCUGCAGGAGGAAAAUUUUACACAGGCUACGUAUCAGGAUCACCCUGGGAAAUGUCACAUGCAAGCGCAGGAAAAGAAGGUUUAGACGAGUGCAGCAGUGAUAGCUGGUUCUG